Plasmopara halstedii is the source of this 1569-nucleotide messenger RNA. Its product is annotated as enhancer of polycomb-like protein. The coding region runs from base 1 to 1569 and encodes 522 amino acids. The transcript has 3 exons. The record is from RefSeq and is a predicted model, not a curated record. Gene Ontology annotation, biological process: regulation of transcription by RNA polymerase II. Gene Ontology annotation, cellular component: piccolo histone acetyltransferase complex. Lineage: Eukaryota; Oomycota; Peronosporomycetes; Peronosporales; Peronosporaceae.
AUGCGGCGCUCGAGUUUGCGGCCGAGACAGAUCGAUAUCCAUGCGCGCAUGCGAAUUAUCCGUGAGGAAGAGGAUCUGGAAGCUGACGAUGAUGGCGCUGCGGGUGCCACUCAGCCGCAAACAUCGUUUCAGCAGCUCGUGGCGAAUCUGGAAGCUCGACAGCGGGCUGUAGUUCAAUCUAAACGCAAGAAGAAAGAUAUUCCUAUACCCGUGAUUUUGCCGGUGUCAACAUAUGACAAUUCAGUAUCUGCAGAUUUUGAUAUACCGACGUCAUAUGUUCGGUUUCAACCUUUGCCGCGAGAUGAACAUGCUGUAGAUUUAGAUACGUUUGGUCCCGAGCUCCAGAAUGUCGAAGUAGAUUUAGAUGUGGAAGACAUGCGAUGGCUUCGACGUCACCCUAAGUACGGUCUAGAUGGAGACCCUCGAUAUCAAUUAUCACAGGAAAGAUUCGCUCAGAUGCUGGAUGCACUAGAAAAAGCAUCAGCAUUACUAAACCCGAACGUUAUGACUCUGGCUGAAGCUGAAGAUGUUUUUGCUAAGCGACUUAAUAUGUACAAGACGCCACUUAACCGCGUAACAUGUGACGUGUAUGCGUAUUGGGCUGCAAAGCGACAGAAGCUUCGUCGUCCUUUGCUACGUCGUUUUUGGCCUCAGACUCCGUUGAAUGAUACAAAUCCUCAUGCAGUGUUUCGACCACGUGAAAAGGAGCGAUACAAGUUGCGAAAGCACCGCAAGAACGACCUUGAGGGACUUCGUAAGCUGCAGCAGCUUCGUGUUGAUUUUGAACGCGUGCGCAGGUUGUUGGAACUCGUACGACGUCGAGAACGAGCAAAACGAUUGCAAUUAGACUUUCUCGAUGAAAUUCGACGUCAGGCAGAGCAUGAACUUGUAAACCGAGCUGGUCAUGCAAAUUCAAAAUUGGACAAGGCUGGAGUGGUAGAAGGGCCUCAGAUUGCGCCUUCAUUCAUGGAAUAUGACACAUCAGCAAAUUUUGUGAUGGAAGACACGACGGACACUGACAGCUCACCGCGUGAUUUGCGCGGUCCUGUGUUCCCAUCAUACCCUCUCUCUCCACCUCGAUUUAUCGCGACAAUUUUUCAGCAAUCGCCCAGAUACCGAUGUCGUGCACGUAUUGGUCGUGGUGGACGAUUAGUGUUGGAUCGGAUUCCAGCUCCAUCUUCUCGGUACUAUAGCGUGGCCGAGACCCAUGCGCCUACAUUAAAGUCUACAACUGCAAAUCUUUAUGCCGCAAAUUUGAGAGAUAUCACAACGCCGAAAUAUGGAGCGACCAAUAUAAUCGGAAGUUCAGAUUCUAGUCUCGCUACAAAUAAUGUCGCGGUUCUUGUUCAGGAUUCGUCGACUCACCCGCAAAUGAAUAAGAUCAAUGAAAUCACGUCCAUGCGUUUAAAUGAAAUCUACAGCAUGAGUGACAGUGAGGACGAACUUGUAGAAAUGAUUUCUUCAUCAGUUUACGAGGAAGUGAUGAACAAGACCAUAAGUGGCGGAAAGGGGCUCGAGAGUGUGCACACAGGUUCAGAACGGGAGAUGAAAUUUACACUCAAUAUCUAG